AUGGGUCCCUUUCCGCCUUCUAAUGGGAAAUUAUACAUUCUGGUGGCGGUGGAUUACGUGAGCAAGUGGGUUGAAGCACAAGCGCUCACCACUAAUGAUACUCGAUCUGUGAUCCGCUUCCUAAAAUAUACCAUAUUCCCGAGGUUUGAGGUCCCCAGAACGAUAAUAAGCGAUGAAGGCACCCACUUUGUGAAUAAGGCGCUGCAAUAUUGCCUUCAACAAUAUGGUGUCCGCCAGCAUCUGACUACUCCCUAUCAUCCACAAGCGAGCGGUCAGAACAGCCUUCAAAACUCCAAUUGGAAUGUCCCCUUAUCGGCUUGUAUAUGGAAAAGCCUGCCACCUACCUUUGGAACUCGAGCAUCGCGCGUUUGGGCCAUCAAGCAUCUCAACUUUGAUCUUCUCCCAGCACAGGAGAAGCGCGCCAAAAGAUUGCUAGAUCUGAUUGAGUUCUGUUACCUUGCAUAUGAAAGUGCUAAACUCUACAAGGAAAUGAUGAAAUUCUAUCAUGACAAGAAGUUGAAGAAGAAGGAAUUCACUGUGGGAUCCAAGGUUCUUCUAUACGACACUAGGCUCCACUUAUUCCCAGGGAAAUUGAAGUCACGGUGGACUGGGCCGUAUAUCGUCAGGCAAGUGCUGCCAAGUGGAGUCAUAAGGAUCAAUAAUUUGGAAACCCUAGGAGAAAGAAACUCCUUCCUGGUCAAUGGAGCGAGACUGAAACCCUAUAUUGAAGGGCCUGUAUUGCAGCAGGCCAGUGCAGAUGUUAAUCUGAUGGAGGUUCAGAAGCUUGUUCGAUGA
Messenger RNA from Andrographis paniculata, 795 nucleotides. RefSeq lists its product as uncharacterized. Bases 1 to 795 code for a protein of 264 amino acids. The record is from RefSeq and is a predicted model, not a curated record. Lineage: Eukaryota; Viridiplantae; Streptophyta; Magnoliopsida; Lamiales; Acanthaceae. Gene Ontology annotation, molecular function: nucleic acid binding. The transcript is spliced from 2 exons. Gene Ontology annotation, biological process: DNA integration.